AGAUUGCAUGCGCAUGUGUAAAUCAUUUGCUUAGCAACCAAAUCUGUAAUAAAACUUUGGUUGCUAACAACAAACGUAAAGUGAAAAUCUAUAAACUGAAUAUUUAUCGAGGAGGUAAAAUAUAUUUAAAUUAAUAAUAUAAAACGAUGCAAAGAAAGGAAAGAAGGAAACGGAAACCCAAGAAAAAGAAAAUAACCAUUAACAGUGAAUAUACAAAGGAUGAAGCCGAUGUCCGUGCCUUGAUAAAAGCUCGCGAACCUGUGACUGAAAUCGACCCUAAUAGUGACAUAGAAGCCGAUUUUUUUUGCCAAGUGUAUAGUGAGGAAAAUGACAACCAAUCAGCCGGAUCAAGUCAAGCUAAUGUCCAGGAUACGGAUUCAAACUUAGCAGAGAACCCAACUGCGCUCUUUGCGUCUGCAUAUGUGAACAUCGAAGAUACAAGUCCAAUCUCUCCCGCCGCAGUUGUGAAGAUAUCUAAAGAUGCUGAUCUCUUAUUUGUUCCCUCUAAUCAGAAACUGACAUCAAACAACCAACAAAAGGAAGUAAUUUCAAGCAAGGACAUUGAACUAGAAGGUCUCUUCGUUGAUGACUAUCAGAAGUUGGAAGGAAAGAAUGUGAACCGUUUGGUGAAUAGAUACUUGGAGGAAGGAUUCGAUGGGAAUCUGGAUAAUGUUUCCGAAGUGAAAAAAUGUGCGUAUGAAACCGUUUACAAAAGUUUUAGUGAGACACACUUUGAACCAACUUUCUUUCCUCCGAAACCUUUGCACCAAAUUGUGGGCAACACGGUUGGAAGAGCUAUCAUAAUAGUUUAUGUCAAAGAAUUGGUUUUCACUAAUCACCAGCUUUUUAAUGAAGAAAAUAAACUUGCCUUAAAACUGAAAACUUCCUUUGAUACAUAUAACAACAUUAUAGUGGGAAAUAGCAUCCCCAAACUUAAAUCUGAACUAUCUACGGUUCGAAACAUAACCAAUGACCUCCUGAAGAGCAAUAAUCUCGACAAGAAGAAACUCGAGACUUACAUAAAUCAAAUCAAAACUCUAAGAACUGAACUCCAUUCUCAAGAAAGGACCUUCAAAAAAGCAAUUUUAGACUGCAUCGAUAAUUGGAAACAACUGAAAAACCUACGCAAAAAGCAAGAAUUUUCCCUGACCAGUCUAAAGCUAACAAUAAAAGUAAUCGACAAGGAUACAGACCUUGCACAACGACUGUCUGAUGAGAGAUUUGACACCGAAUUGAAUGAAAUGGUCCGUGAAGCUUUUGAUGCUUAUUAUCGGAAAAAGAAAAAAUCCUCAAAAGGACAUCUACGAAAGCCAAAUAUCGAUGAUAUUAAAUCAGACUUAACUGAAAUGUUUGAACGAGAUUUAGUAGGACCUGACGAGCCAGAUGUUAUUCUGGAACUCUCGCAAACUGAAGUAACUAAAAAAGUCCUGGAAAAGCCGAAAGGAUAUUAUAUUAAAGCACUCGUUGAUAAGAAGCCCGUUUGUUGUUCUCGGGAGGUUAAAUUGUCUAGUGAAUUUAUUUUGAGAGUUGAAGAAACAUUUGCGAUAAGUUUGGAAGGGAGAAUGCCCGAAGUAAUUACUUUUCAGAUAUUCGAAAAAUCUAACAUUUUACCUGAUGUUAAAGUAUCAGAAGCACAAUUAUUCAUCCCCCAAUCUGAAUCGUUCAAAACCUCAAAGGACUUAGAAUUUUCUUCUGAAAAAAACACUAUUUCUGGCUUUCUUCGAGUUGAAAUUUUCAGUCAAGACGACAACUUCAGCAACAUAGCCCUUCAAAGUACUUUCAACUUAAACAACAAGAAACUAUCUGCGAGCCAAUCGCUAAUUAAAAAUCAAAGAAGCACAGAUUCCGAAUAUGAAUCAAUCGAACCCAUCGACUCUCAUCGUGAUGCCAGGAGAGACACAAAUUCAACUAUUGGAGAUGAGUCUGGGUAUUUCACAUUCACUGAGGAAUUGGACACAUUUUGCUCGAAGGCUGAUUUCGACAACAAUAAACGAUUCAAAAUGUUAAUGGCACGAUACAAAAGUGAAUUCAAGUUCAAAGACAAACGAUUCAUUCCAACAUUUGACAAGGAGCUUGAGGAGGAAUCACAAGGACGUGCAAUUGAGGGCAUUGAUUGGCUUGAUCCCAUAGAUGUUGACAAACAUAAAGGGAAAAAGUAUGUCAAGAAUAUCUACCAAAUGGUACUGAAUCACUGCGAGAGGUUAAAUCGGAAUGAAGAUGCUGAGAAUUUGUUGAUUGGGGAUGACCCACCGACAUUCAGCUCAGUUAUAUCUUCCUUGUUGGGAAUUUUUAGCAGCAGUCGACCGCUAAAUCCAGUUAAGUCCGGCCCUCCUACUGUACCUACGAGUAGCUGCUCAAACUUCAAUAUCAUUGUUAACAUCGUUCGGGCGACUGGUGUGCCAUAUCGUCAGUUUGCUUCGAAUUUGCCAUUAUCGAGAAGGGAUAGCACUGCUUCGUUAACUUAUCAAGUUACAAAACCGUCAAAUGUGAGGCCUUAUAUAUCAAUGCGUUGCAAGGAGAAAGUUCUAAGGACAAUGGGGGCGGAAGGAUCUAAUCCGACAUGGAAUGAACAACUCGUGUUACAGUUAAGUCGAGAGGAUUUAGAGUCAAAGGACGAUUUAAUAUUUGGAUUAUAUGACGAGUAUAUUGAGGACCUUUUGAACGAUGAACUGGCCAGGGCUUCGGAAGUUUAUCAAAGAAUCCAUACUAACUGGCUGGGAGAAAUAAAGUUGCCACUUACAACCAUACUUAGUAAAAAGCAGGUAGAGGGAACAUUCGAGUUGGAUUCGCCAAAAAUUCUUCUGGGAUAUACUAAGCCAUCACUAGAUACUGAUACAGAUGCCAUCAUCGUAGAAAACAUCCCAGAAAUCAAAAAAGCUGUUUACUUAUCCUUGCGUAUCACCAUAGAACCACUAUCUGAAAUGCAUAUAACCACGAUGUCCCACCUAGAAUGUUCCGAACUCAGAGAGUUGAAGGCGUACAUUCAGGAGGCAUGCAUAGAAGUCAAGGAGAAUUUCCCUGAUCGUUUCAUCGAUCCGUUGAUCAGUGUUGCGAAUGGAAAAAGGGUUUGCAUGACAAGGCUUUUGGAACCCUUGCCAUUACCCUUUGCUAUCAAUGAGGAAUCUGAAUCAAUGGUGAGACGAUAUGUAUCCUUGUUUCCUGUUUUCCGUUCCACGAGCAGUUGCUUAGGACUUCACGGGGUUUGGUUCAGUAAUCAGAUAGUCCUCGAUUCUUCCUGGGCAUCACCUAAGGACUUGGGUGUGCUUUUAUGCUGUUACUAUCUAAGUUUAGAACUUCCAGCAGCAUUAGUCCUAGGAAUAGCAUAUCCUUACGGAGACACGACCUUUGUUCUGUUGAAACAAUCAGCCGAGUAUAUUCUAAUUGAUCCCAAUUCUGGGAAGAAGUACUCAAGUAACGACACAUUCUGCCCCAUUAUAAGGGUAUUUUGUGUGGUUCGGGAAGAUAAUAUAUUUUUCAACAUACAAACUGAGUCCAGAGCUUCCAUGACAGACUUUAAUGUCGACAAUAAAACAAAUUGGCUCCCGCUGUUUACCAAAAAAUGUCCUGCGCCAAAUGGAGAGAUUCAUAAUGUGAAUUAUCUCUAUAGGGAACCAUAUGAAAUUAACGAUCUGCAAAAGACGAUCGAGAGGAAAAUUAUCAAGAAAAUAAAUUCAUGGAGAUCAAACAGAAAGACGAUAUGGAAUAGAGCCUUCAAGGAUAUGCUUUACAAUGUCUUGAUUGAGUUAGAGCGCGAUGCCCUUUUCGAUAGAGAUGAAAACGUUUAUAUGGAUCGGAUUGCGCUCAGUUAUCCAGACUAUAAGAUGUUUGGCUUCACGCAGAAUUUUUCUUAUACUAAUUUGUCGUCAAUAUCUGAUCGGGUUAAAGCCACCGGAAUACAUCUGAAUCCUGACAAGAACGUCGAAUUUAGUUUAGCCGUUUACAUUCAACAGUAUCCAAAUAAUAUCAUGUCCGUUUGGAUUUUUAUUAUAUCAGUGAUACCAGCAAAAAGCUAACAUUGUUAGCUUUGAAAAGAAAGUAAA
Hermetia illucens (black soldier fly) is the source of this 4040-nucleotide messenger RNA. RefSeq names its product coiled-coil and C2 domain-containing protein 2A (gene Cc2d2a). Gene Ontology annotation, cellular component: ciliary transition zone. The record is from RefSeq and is a predicted model, not a curated record. Gene Ontology annotation, biological process: protein localization to ciliary transition zone; non-motile cilium assembly. The coding region runs from base 147 to 4013 and encodes 1288 amino acids. The transcript has 11 exons. NCBI's taxonomy places the organism in Eukaryota, Metazoa, Arthropoda, Insecta, Diptera, Stratiomyidae.